Microthlaspi erraticum is the source of this 681-nucleotide messenger RNA. The record is from the annotation of a GenBank genome assembly. Lineage: Eukaryota; Viridiplantae; Streptophyta; Magnoliopsida; Brassicales; Brassicaceae.
AUGUGUCUUUCUGAACAAGAGGCUAAAAGAAGCUAUGGAUUAGCUUCUUCAGCGUUCCAACAACAGCUUCUCUUCCACUCCUUCCUUUCAAAAGUAUCAUAUGAGCUUCGAUUUCCUAAAACCAUCUCCUUUGAGCAACGGAGACUCACCAGCUUCCCAAACCCAAACGCAAACCCUAACAAGACCUCUCUGAUCAUAGGUAUGUGCAAAACCCACAGAGGCAAUGCAGGGCUAAUGCUGGACAGCGGCGGUGAUGGGCUCGCGAUAUCUGAGCUCGGGAAAUCUCCGGAGAUUGUCAAAGCUUUGAGUGGUAGAGGAAUCGAUAAACUCUUUCCUAUUCAGAAAGCUGUGCUUGAGCCGGCGAUGCAAGGCCGUGACAUGAUCGGACGUGCUAGGACUGGAACUGGAAAGACGCUUGCUUUUGGGAUUCCAAUCAUUGACAAAAUCAUCAAAUUCAACGCUAAACAUGGGCGUGGAAAGAAUCCUCUUUGCUUGGUUUUAGCUCCAACGAGAGAGCUUGCUCGUCAGGUUGAGAAGGAGUUUACAGAGUCUGCUCCAAGCUUGGAUACAAUUGGUCUAUAUGGAGGUACACCAUUCGGACAGCAAAUGUUUGUUAGUGUGCUAAAUCGGUACGUACGAAGAAGAAAGAAGACCGGUCAAGCAAACUCGGAUGACGUGUAA